AUGGAGACAAUGAAUGUUGGAUCCUCGUUCAUGCAUGAUGAAGCCGCCGAUGGAGAGGAGGAAUAUGAGGAUGUAGAUGAGGAAGGAGAAGGGUUGAUUGAACCUCGCCCUCCCGGUCGGUCCGCCAACUACACCAUAGCGGAGGACAAGUUGCUUUGCAAGACGUGGUUGACAAUUGGAAUGGAUCCAACAACCGGUACCGAUCAAACAAGAGAAACAUAUUGGAUGAGGAUGACGGAGUACUUCAACACACACAACACAAGUGGGAACGAGCGAACCAUGCGCUCACUUCGGUCCCGUUGGUCCGGUAUCAACACCGAUUGCCAAAAAUGGGCGGGCGUGCAAGCCAACAUCGAUGUUCUCAAUCCAAGUGGCACUAAUGAGAAUGAUAGGAACUCCAUGGCUCAAGGAUUGUUUAGGGAUGUGGGAAAGAAGAACAAGAAAGGCAACAAGAUUCUUGGCAAGCCAUUCACCUUGCAUCAUUGCUAUGACGUGCUAGGGAAUGAAGAGAAGUGGAAGACGCGCGGAAAGUUGGAUGCGGCAACUAUGGCGGCCCAUGCUACCGGUGAUGCAACAAUCAUCGAUGAUGAUGAUUCAAGUGAUGAAGGGAAGAAGAGAAGCUCCACUCCUCACUCCGUCAACAAUGGGCGGAGGAAUGUGCAUGGUAGGAAGACCGCCAAGGAAAUGAAGGGAAAGAAGGCCGGAGAUGAUGACAUUGCCAUGGCUAUGGAAAGGAUUGCAAAUGCAAGGUUGCAAGCAAAUGAAGAUAGAAAGAUGCAACGAAACUUGGAGAAAGAGGCUAUGGAUGCUAUUGAAGCUAGGAGAGCCACUUUGGAGGAGAGGAUUGCCGCCAACGAGGAGAGGAAGUUGGCUUUGGAGGAGAAGAGUCUACAAAACUGUUUUCCGCGCCCGCGCGCGCUGUAUUUUGCCGCGCCCGGUGGAGGACGAUUUUUUCCGCCCGCGCACGCGCUACAUAGUAGCGCGUCCGGCGGGGGGAAAAUACGGUCCAGCGCGCGCUAG
Lolium perenne is the source of this 1020-nucleotide messenger RNA. Lineage: Eukaryota; Viridiplantae; Streptophyta; Magnoliopsida; Poales; Poaceae. The record is from RefSeq and is a predicted model, not a curated record.